AUGGCUGGCAGCAUGGCUCCCUUGGGGGUGAAGAAGGAGAGGGCGGCGGAGUACAAGGGGCACAUGACGUUCGCCGUCGCCAUGGCGUGCAUCGUCGCCGCCAUCGGGGGUUCCAUCUUCGGCUACGACAUCGGCAUCUCCGGAGUGAACACCAUGGACCCGUUCCUCGAGAGGUUCUUCCCGGUGGUGUUCCGGCGGAAAAACUCGGCCAGCCUAAACAACUACUGCAAGUACGACAACCAGGCUCUCUCCGCCUUCACCUCCAUCCUCUACCUUGCCGGGCAAGUCUCCACACUUGCGGCGGCGCCGGUGACAAGGAACUACGGCCGCCGCGCCAGCAUUAUUUGCGGCGGCAUCAGCUUCCUCAUCGGCGCGGCCCUCAACGCCGCAGCCGUGAACCUCACAACUCUCAUCCUUGGCCGCGUCAUGCUUGGCGUCGGCAUCGGUUUCGGCAAUCAGGCUGUGCCGCUCUACUUGUCGGAGAUGGCGCCGGCGCACUUGCGCGGCGGGCUCAACAUGAUGUUCCAGCUCGCGACGACGCUUGGCAUCUUCUCGGCCAACAUGAUCAACUACGGCACGCAGAAAAUCAAACCGUGGGGGUGGCGCCUCUCGCUGGGCCUCGUCGCGGCGCCAGCACUGCUGAUGACGAUCGGCGGGAUCCUCCUCCCGGAGACGCCCAACAGCCUCAUCGAGCGCGGGCGCGUUGAGGAGGGCCGGCGCGUGCUGGAGCUGAUCCGCGGCACCGCGGACGUCGACGCUGAGUUCACAGACAUGGCGGAGGCGAGUGAACUCGCCAACACCAUCACGCACCCGUUCCGGAACAUCCUUGAGCGACGUAACCGGCCGCAGCUGGUGAUGGCCGUGUGCAUGCCGGCGUUCCAGAUCCUGACGGGAAUCAACUCCAUCUUGUUCUACGCGCCGGUGCUGUUCCGGAGCAUGGGCUUCGGCGCCAGCUGGUCCCUCUACUCCUCCAUGCUCACCGGUGCGGUGCUCUUGUUCUCCACCAUUAUUUCCAUCGCCACCGUCGAUCGCCUGGGGAGGAGGAAGCUCCUCAUCAGCGGCGGCAUCCAGAUGAUCGUUUGCCAGGUGAUCGUGGCGGCGAUCCUCGGGGUAAAGUUCGGUGCGGACAAGCAGCUGUCCCGGAGCUGCUCGAUCGUGGUGGUGUUCGUCAUCUGCCUCUUCAUGCUCGCGUUCGGGUGGUCGUGGGGUCCGCUUGGGUGGACGGUGCCGAGCGAGAUCUUUCCGCUGGAGACGCGGUCGGCGGGGCAGAGCAUCACGGUGGCCGUCAACCUUUUCUUCACCUUCGUCAUUGCGCAGCUGUUCCUGUCGCUGCUCUGCGCCUUCAAGUUCGCCAUCUUCAUCUUCUUUGCUGGUUGGAUAGCCGUCAUGACCGCCUUCGUCUAUGUCUUCCUGCCGGAGACCAAGGGCGUGCCCAUCGAGGAGAUGGUGAUGCUCUGGAGCAAGCAUUGGUUCUGGAAGAUCAUCAUGCCAGCAAUGCCAACGAUGCCGCUCGAGAACGGCUUGGGACCAAGUGACAUUUGUUAA
Molecule: messenger RNA, 1545 nt
Organism: Triticum urartu
Lineage: Eukaryota; Viridiplantae; Streptophyta; Magnoliopsida; Poales; Poaceae
Product: sugar carrier protein A-like
Biological process (GO): monosaccharide transmembrane transport
Cellular component (GO): membrane
Molecular function (GO): monosaccharide transmembrane transporter activity
Source: RefSeq, a predicted model, not a curated record